CUCUGCAAUUGGGCGUUGGGCUGUGCAUCUUAUUAACAACAAGGGACAUUUCUCCAUUUUGCAGCCCGUCUGCAGCGAGACGGCCACCAAUCUGGGAUUUUAUUACUUCUCCUCUCUCAACCAACUGCCCCCUGCUCCACAGAAAACCCUCUCUACUCUCACUGGACCCUGCUCAUCAUUUUCUUCUGAACUUUUCUCCCCCUGCAGAGACAGAGACGGACAGAAAGAGAGGGGGACCGAGAGCGUUUGAACAAAGAAGCUUGUGGGUCUUUGUUCGGGGUUUUCCUUUUUUGGGGGAUCGGUUGGGUUUCUUUGUUGGAGCGAUAAAGCAUGGGAGCGCAACUGUCCAAGACAGCUGGAAACGCUGAAACUGUGGCUGAAAAGGCCGGAGAGGCUGCGGCUUCACCCAACAAGAGCAACGGACAGGAAAAUGGGCACGUCAAGGCAAACGGAGAUACCUCUCCUGCUGCGGCUGAGAACGGCAAGGAGGAGGUGCAGGCCAAUGGCAGUGCAGCUGCCGAGGAGAGCCCCAAAGAGGAGGGGGAGAAAGCCGAUGUCGCCCCAGCUGAGAAAGAGGCUGCAGGCGAGGAGAAAGUAGAGGCAGCAUCUCCGGCUCCUGCUGAAGGAGAAGCUGCAGCCAAGGCAGAGGAUGGAGCAACGCCAUCUACCAGCAACGAGACUCCCAAGAAGAAAAAGAAAAAGUUCUCAUUCAAGAAGUCUUUUAAACUCAGCGGCUUUUCCUUCAAGAAGGCCAAGAAGGAGACGGGCGACGGGGCUGAGAAUCCAGAGGCAGCGGCAGAGUCAGCGGCGCCUGCAGAGGGCGCCGGGGCUGAGGGCAAGGAGGAGCCAGCAGCUGCCACAGAGGAGGCCAAGCCCGUGGAGGGGGAGGCGACCCCUGCUGCAGAGCAGGCCAAGGAGGACGUAGACAAGAAGCCAGAGGAAGUGGCAGCGGCAGCAGCAACAGAACCAGAGAAAGCCACCGAGGAGCCCGCAGCCCCAGAGGAGCCAAAGGUAGAGGAGAAACCAGCCGUGGCCCCUGCAGCAUCAGAGGAGGCGCCCAAGGUAGAGGAAGCCACACAGGAGGCGGCAUCAGCAGACACCCCGGCUGCUGCCCCGGAGGCUUCUGAGUAACAUAACAGAGAGGAGGAAGAAAAUCCGAAAUAAAGAUAAUCAAAGAACAUUUCCCUGUUUGUGCAUUGGAGUGAUGCCACAUGCUGGCUCUGAAGAACUUGCCUGCAACCAGGGAGAUUUUAAAGCUUUCUUAAGAUUUCAUUUUUGGUUUCCAAUUCCGCCCCCCUUUAUACAAAACCCAUCUCAGUCCACUGAUCCAACCAGGGAGGUGGGUGGCUUCAGCACAACCGAUCCAUGCUCUGCCAUAUGUUUUUACAUCAGUAUUACCUUUAUCUGGUUCAUUUCUUAUUAUUUUUUAAUAAAAAAUGUAAACAAAAAUAGUAAUGGACUCGCCCGAGGUAUGGAGGAGACAUGAGGAUUGGGGGUGGGGGGGGGGUUCAGCGAGCCUGGGAUAUGUGCCACUGACUAUUAGACUAUGAGUAGCUUUUAUGAAGAGAACCGAGACCAACAUUUUAAAAACUCCACUUGGUUUACAACACUAAGACCUUUUCUUUUCUUUUUUUUUUUUUUUACAAGAUUCCCAAUCCCAGAGAUAGCUUUUUAGGACCUGAUAUAAACUCAUAGGAGCUUUUCACUUCUCAUUAGCUGUACCAGUCAGUGAUUCAGUAGGGACACGAGUUGUAUAGGCUUCAAUGUUAAUUGUUGGUAUAAAAAAAAAACAUGUAAGUAUGUAUAGGCGGGGUGUUUUUAACUGUGAUUAUUGUACAAAAGAAAAUCUUGAUCUCAAGAAGCACAUAAAGGUUUGCAGCUCUCUUUUUUCCACAUCCUCAUUUUUGUAAGAUACCGACAGACACGCAGCAGACAGACUGAUCUCUCUUUUCAAGCAGAUUUGACCUGAAAAACAAGCUGUGACGAGUGGUAACCGUUUCUAUACUGUGCUAUGUUCUAUUCCAGCAGACAGCUUCCUUUCAACUUCAAUUUACCAACCUUAUCAGAUGCAAAUGUUUGUGUAGCAUCUUGUCUCUCUUUAAUUCCUUCUUUUUUUUUUCUUUUGUAAAUACUGGAGAAGCUUGGAUUUGACUUAGAGAUGGAAUGUAACUUUGCCUACGAAACAGUUGCUAUUAAAACCCUCCUGCUUAAGGUGUUCUGAUUUUCUGUGAGCACACUAAAAGCAAAAAUAAAUGUGAAGAAAACA
This is a messenger RNA of Fundulus heteroclitus (mummichog), 2266 nucleotides long. RefSeq names its product myristoylated alanine-rich protein kinase C substrate a (gene marcksa). Bases 331 to 1131 code for a protein of 266 amino acids. The transcript has 2 exons. Gene Ontology annotation, molecular function: calmodulin binding; actin filament binding. Gene Ontology annotation, cellular component: cytoplasm; actin filament bundle; plasma membrane. Gene Ontology annotation, biological process: actin filament organization; central nervous system development. The record is from RefSeq and is a predicted model, not a curated record. NCBI's taxonomy places the organism in Eukaryota, Metazoa, Chordata, Actinopteri, Cyprinodontiformes, Fundulidae.